This is a messenger RNA of Epithele typhae, 783 nucleotides long. RefSeq names its product cytochrome P450. The transcript has 4 exons. NCBI's taxonomy places the organism in Eukaryota, Fungi, Basidiomycota, Agaricomycetes, Polyporales, Epitheliaceae. The record is from RefSeq and is a predicted model, not a curated record. The annotation marks the transcript as partial. Gene Ontology annotation, molecular function: heme binding; iron ion binding; monooxygenase activity.
UGCGGCGCGCUCACCAAGCAGCGCGUGCACCGUGGCGCCGCCACGCCUGACCUCUUCCACUACCUCAACCACGACGACAACCCGUCGCGCCCGCCGCCCGCGCAGGAGCAGCUUAUCGAGGACGGCAUCCUCGCGAUGGUCGCGGGCUCGGACACCGUCGCCUCGGCGCUCACCUCGCUCUUCGCCUGCCUCGUCGCGCACCCCGCCGUCUACGCGCGCCUGCAGGCCGAGGUCGACGCGCACUACCCGCGCGACACAGACGCGACGGCGACGCGCGCGCACCGCGACAUGGCCUAUCUAGGCGCCGCGAUAAACGAGACGCUGCGCCUGUUCCCGCCCGUCCCGAGCGGCACGCAGCGCCAGACGGCCCCGGGCGGCCCUGGAUUCACUGUGGGAGACAAGUACAUACCUCCCGGGACGGCGCUCUGGGUGCACGUCUGGUCGAUGCAACGCGACGCCCGUAGCUUCUCCGAGCCCGCGCGCUUCUGGCCCGAGCGCUGGCUGGUCGACGCGCACGACUCGAAGGCGAGCGGGUUCGUGCACGACGAGGCCGCGUUCAACCCGUUCUCGUACGGGCCGCUCAACUGCGUCGGGAAGGCGCUCGGGCUGCAGGAGAUCCGGACGGUGGCGUGCGCGGUGCUGCAGCGGUUCGAGGUCCGGCGGGUGGUGGGCGGCGAGGGCGUGCGAGGGGCGGAGCGGUGGAUGGCGGCGUACGAGGGGGAGUACCGGGACCGCUUUGUGAGCGUGCGGGGGAAGGUGCGCGUCGUGCUGGAGGCGCGUUGA